UCAUUGAAAUUCAUUCUGGUUUGGUUGGUCUGAUUGUGAUGAACAUUAAAUCGUGUUUAAUGAUAAUGAUGAUGGAAAAAAUUUGUAGCCAAAUUGAUUUUUAUUUUUCCGAUUUCAAUCUUCAUCAUGAUCGUUAUAUGCGUUCGUUUAUUACUACGGAAAAUUCUCUGGUUCCCGUGGACAUAUUGCUCAAAUUCAAUUUGAUCAAUCAAUUAUUAGAGAAUGAAUCCAUCAAUAAUUUAAUCGACGUAUUCAAACAAUAUCAAUUUGAAAAUGUUCGAUUCAUUGCUGAAAAACAAUCAUUUCAACGUAUCAAUGCAUUUGUUUAUGAUAAAAGUGGUUAUAUGAAAUCAAUGAUGGAUUCAAUUGUACAUGUUUCACGUUUGCCAUCCACUGUAUCGGCUACAAUGGUCGAUCUAAUCAAAUGGAUUUCCAAUUUAUUCGAUAAUGGUGAAAAUGGUCUAUAUGGUAUCAAUGUUUGUAAACGUAGUAAAGAAAAUGGAAAUUCUAUUCGUAGUGCAUUGAUUGUGUUAAAGAAUGGUGAUUAUAUUCAAGUGUUACAAGAGAAAAUCCAAUCAUUCGAUAAUGAUAUCCGUAUCGUACCAUAUCGUGAUUAUAUACGAUACAAGAAUAAAUUACGAAUGAAACGGCGGCAAAAAAAAUCAAUGAUUAAUCGAAAAUUUGGUCAGAUGGUGAUUAAAAAUGAAAAUAAUGGAUUAAAAACGUUGAAGCAACAGCAACGAUUGCAUGGACUACGAUCAUUAGUGGCAAAACGUACAAUCAUAAUGAAUUCGAUACCGGAUCCAAUCGCCAAAUGUAUGAUGAUCCAGGAUGAUGAUGGUUGUCGUUUAUUUAAACAAUAUCUACAACCAAUCGGGCUAGUCUAUCUGUAUCGACCGAAAUUGAAUCAAUCAACCAAUAACAACAACAAAAACAACAACAACAACAACAACAUUAGCCGUCGUGAUUAUUAUCUUUUUUUCAAAAAUCGUACAUUACUCUUACAAUUCUAUAAUCGUUUGCGUCAAGAAGAUCCAAUGAAGGUUUUCGGAUCAUUAUUGGCCAACAGCAACAACAACAACAAUGAAUGGAUGAUGAUGAAUAAUGAAACAACAACAACAACAACAACAACAAUGAUAACGGGUAAAAAUUUCUCAUUAAUCAAUAUGGCAGAUGAUGAUGAUAAUCUACCACGACGUUUCAUACAUUAUGUUCAUUGUGUUCGAAAAUUUUUCCAAAAUCGUAAAGCUCAAUCAUCGGAUUGUUGAAUUUUUAUCAUCGCAAACAAAAGUUUAUAGAAUUUUUGUUUCAAAUUUUUUUUUCUAAAAUCUAUAUUGUUCAAUUUGUUCCAUAAAAUGUUUAUAUAAUUUCAAAAAUUCUAUGAUCAAUAAACGAUGGAUGUUUGUACCAAUA
Molecule: messenger RNA, 1413 nt
Organism: Dermatophagoides farinae (American house dust mite)
Lineage: Eukaryota; Metazoa; Arthropoda; Arachnida; Sarcoptiformes; Pyroglyphidae
Source: RefSeq, a predicted model, not a curated record